UCCACGCUAUUUGAAGGUGGACUGGACUCCAAUUUGAUUGUUUAGAGCCUCGGCUCUGUACAAACCGCACCCUUCUAUUUGAGUUUCAACGAUCUAAACAAAAGAAUCCCAUUUCCCGUCAUUUCUGUCUGAACUCCAUUCUGCUUCCCGUAAAAGGUGGCCACCAUGAAAACCAAAACCCUAGUUCUAGAUAUGCUUCUCACUCAUAGGUUCCGUAAAUAUAAACCCUAACCGUAUUUCCUUCUUCCUCUUUCAUGGUAGUUAUCGAUGCCUGAUUCUCCAAAUUAUGGACCUUACUGUAGAUUCUAACCAUCUUCAUGGCGUGUUUUUCUUUUAUGGAUGAAUUACCCUAAGAAUUAACCCUAAUAAUCCUUCCAUGGCGAAUAUUGAGCUAAAGGACCGUACAGUUCUUGAAGUGGUUGCAGAGUUCGAUCCCUUUGCGACUUCAGGUUUUCGACCAUUAACUCCUCGUCUAAUUCGUUCUCUGUCCGUCGCUGUGAAAAAUUCUUCUGAAACGCUGGUUUAUGUUGGCACGAUUGAUGGUAAGGUCAUUUUGCUCUCCUUUAAUUCUUCAUCCAAGACCACUUCUUUCGUCAAAUCUGUAAAUGUGAGUAGUAGCUCGAUUGUUUCGAUUCAUAUUUUAGCUGGAAUAGGUCGAAUUGUAGGGUUAACAGAUAACUAUGUCUUCUCCUUUGAUUCUUAUUUGACUGAGCCUAUGCGUAGAAUAGGGUUUUUGAAAGGGGCAAGUGUUCUAGCAAUGAGAUAUCGAUCCCCCAAUCCUGAAAACUCCAAGGAAUCAAAGGAUCUCAGAGGACCUAGUGUUAAUGGCACAAGGGUAAGGUUUUUGGAGCCGAUAUCUUCGCAGUUUGCUGCAGUAGUUGGAAAGAAACUAAUAUUGUUUGAGAUACGUUUAUCUGGUAGAAGUGAUCGGAACAUUGAUUUUUCGGGGAAAAUAUAUGAAUUUGGGAGCUUUUAUGCCUCCAUUCUUAAGGAUUUUCAGUGUGCUGAUGGGAUCUCAACCAUGGCUUGGAUCGACGACUCUGUAAUUGUUGGCACAAAUGGUGGAUAUACACUUAUUUCUAGUAUUACAGGAAGGGAUACACUCAUUUUUUCACUACCUGAAUCAUCGGGUCACCCAUAUUUGAAGCCAUUUCCAAUGCAUCGGGAAUUGUUAUUAUUGGUUGACAAUGUUGGGGUUAUUGUUGAUGGUCAUGGGAACCCAAUUGGGGGAAGCUUGAUUUUCAGAAGCAAUCCUGAAUCUAUUGGUCGAACUAAGACACAUGUGGUAGCUGCAAGCAAUGGAAGGUUGGAUGUUUAUCAUAGAAAGACUGGUUCUAGGGUUCAAUCCAUAGUGCUGGCCAGCCAUGGAAGUGGUGGUCCUUUGGUUAUGGCCAAUGAUGAGAGUGGGAGUGGAGAACUUCUCAUGGUUUCUAUGGCUUCUAAGAUUUGUUUCCUGUCUCAAGCGUCUGCAGAAGAACAGAUUAAGGACUUGUUGAGGAAGAAAUUUUUUAAAGAAGCCAUUUCCUUGAUAGAAGAACUGGAAUGUGAAGGUGACAUGACGAAAGAAAUUUGUUCUUUUGUGCAUGCCCAAGUGGGUUUCUUGUUGCUUUUUGACUUGCAUUUCGAGGAAGCAGUGAACCAUUUUUUGCAGUCAGAUACAAUGCAGCCAUCUGAGAUCUUUCCAUUCAUAAUGCGAGAUCCAAAUCGCUGGUCACUUUUGGUACCUAGGAAUCGUUACUGGGGCUUGCAUCCUCCUCCGAUACCUCUUGAAGAUGUUGUGGACAAUGGUUUGAUGGCUAUUCAAAGAGAAAUAUUUUUACGGAAGGCUGGAGUGGACACGGGAGCAGAUGAUGGUGUUCUUUUGAGUCCUCCGAGCAGGGCUGAGUUAUUGGAAUCAGCCAUCCAAAACAUUGUUAGGUAUUUAGAGGUCUCACGAAAUAAGGAUUUGGACUCUUCGGUGAAGGAGGGAGUAGAUACCCUUCUGAUGUAUCUGUAUAGAGCCCUCAAUCUUCAUGUAGAAAUGGAGAAGCUGGCAUCAUCUCAGAACAAUUGUGUUGUGGAGGAGUUAGAGACUCUUUUAGAAGACUCUGGGCAUUUACGAACACUUGCUUAUCUUUAUGCAAGUAAAGGGAUGUGCUCAAAGGCCCUGGAUAUUUGGCGUAUCUUGGCACGCAAUUACUCAGCUGGCCUUUUGAAAGACCCCCCAGCUGGACUGGAUGUUCAGUAUAGUUUUAUGAAAUCAUUGUCCGGCCAGUGGGCUGCUGCAACAGAAGCAUCACAUCUUCUUGAGGAGUCUUCUGACCAAAAGUUGGUCCUGCAACAUUUAGAAUGGAUUGCUGAUGUUGAUCAGGAGCUUGCAGUUAGGGUUUUAACUUCAAAGAAAAGGAUUGAUCAGCUUUCUCCAGAUGAAGUACUUGCAUCUAUAGAUCCUAAAAAAGUGGAGGUUCACCAGAGGUAUCUGCAGUGGUUGAUAGAAGAUCAAGGUUCAGAUGAGUCUUAUUUUCAUACAAUGUAUGCCCUUUCUCUUACGAAGGCAGUGAUUGAGACCUUCCAAAUGGAAAGCAGUCAUCAAAACCUAGAGCCUUGCAGUGGAGAGAGGAUCACCUUGUCUGAUGGUGAAAGUAGCUCUCAUUUUAGCAUUUCAAUCAGAGAGAAAUUGCAGUUAUUUUUACAGUCUUCUGACUUAUAUGAUGCCGAAGCUGUUCUUGAUUUGAUUGAAGGAUCUAAACUUUGGUUAGAAAAGGCAAUUUUAUACCGAAAGUUGGGACAAGAGUUCUUGGUACUCCAGAUUUUGGCAUUGAAGCUGGAGGACAGUGAAGCAGCAGAGAGAUAUUGUGAAGAGAUUGGUCGAAAUGAUGCUUACAUGCAGUUACUUGAUAUGUAUCUGGAUCCACAGAAUGGUAAAGAGCCUAUGUAUAAUGCUGCUGUACGACUUCUCCAUAAUCAUGGCGAAUCUCUGGAUCCACUUCAAGUGCUAGAGACAUUAUCCCCAGAUAUGCCACUCCAACUUGCUUCUGAAACGAUACAGAGAAUGUUAAGAGCUCGGGUUCAUCAUCAUCACCAAGGGCAGAUAGUGCAUAAGCUAUCACGUGCCAUAAAUUUGGACAGUAAGCUUGCCAGAUAUGAAGAGAGAUCGAGGCAUGUUCAGAUCCAUGAUGAGAGUGUCUGUGAUUCCUGCCAUGUGCGCCUGGGUACCAAACUCUUUGCCAUCUAUCCCAAUGAUUCAGUUGUCUGUUACAAGUGUUUCCGCCGUAGUGGGGAACACAUUUGCCCUGUGACUGGGCGGGACUUCAAAAGAGAGGUGAUAUUCAAGCCUGGAUGGCUUGUGAAGAAACCCUAAGAGGAAGCAUAUACUGUGAAAAAUGAAAGCCGAUUAGGUUACACUGUGCCCCAAUCAUUGAUUUGCAUGGGUUUUCGACUGGUUUCUGAUGGGACUUGUUGCUGGAACUGAAGGUUUUGCCGAAAAACAAAGAGAAGGGGUGCUGAAAAGUUGGUGGUGACUGGUAAAUUGGGGUUAAAAUGGUACACUAUGGUAUGGGGGUGUGUACUAAAGGUAAGAAUUUGGAAGGUUGGAGGGACUACUUGUACAGCAACAUGUUCUGUUGUGUGUGGUAUUGAAUGGUCGAUAUCAUCCCAAAAGGAUAUUUAGAGGGUCCUGAUUUUCCUUUUGUUGUGAGAAACUUAAUUUGGACCCUUCAUUUCGGGGCGCUCGGAAAUUUUAGGGUAGAUGAUUAUUAUGUAAUAUGUUUGACAAGCAGUGUAGUGAAUUUCCAUGCUAAACUUGGAUUUAGAAAUUUGAAAGGUUGGCUGAGGUGUCUCUCUC
Molecule: messenger RNA, 3823 nt
Organism: Amborella trichopoda
Lineage: Eukaryota; Viridiplantae; Streptophyta; Magnoliopsida; Amborellales; Amborellaceae
Product: Vacuolar sorting protein 39
Biological process (GO): intracellular protein transport; autophagy; vesicle-mediated transport
Cellular component (GO): cytoplasm; membrane
Source: RefSeq, a predicted model, not a curated record